This is a messenger RNA of Cynara cardunculus var. scolymus (artichoke), 1176 nucleotides long. RefSeq lists its product as uncharacterized. The coding region runs from base 113 to 817 and encodes 234 amino acids. Lineage: Eukaryota; Viridiplantae; Streptophyta; Magnoliopsida; Asterales; Asteraceae. The transcript has 5 exons. The record is from RefSeq and is a predicted model, not a curated record. Gene Ontology annotation, biological process: response to cold; regulation of circadian rhythm.
CGAGCCACGAAACUCCUCCUCGGCUCAUAAGCCUGAUCUCACAAACUUAAAUUCUACACCUAUCGUCUUUUUUUUCCCCUUAAUUGAUCUCUCUUCAAUAUCUCAUUUUGAUAUGGAGUAUUCACUUUCCCCACCGUUCACCGAGGCGCAGAGGUGUUUGGUUGCGUCGGAGAUGACCGCCGACGAUGUGGGUUUGAAUGACUUUGUAGAACAGGAAGAGAGUUCAAUUAUGGAAUCCCCAAAAGGAGAAUCAUCAGAAUGGACAAAUGAGAAGCAUAGUUUGUACCUAAAGUCAAUGGAAGCUUCUUUUGUUGAUCAGUUAUAUAAUUCUUUCAAUAUGCGAAGUUCGCAAACUCAAAACCAGUGCUCGUCAGAUUCAUUGUCAUCUAGGAGAAAUCAUGCCAACACCCGUUAUCCUUCUGGACAGUUUAAGGUUCAACAGCAUGGCUUAUGGUCAAGGAUUGAUUUCAAGAGAGAAAACAUGGUGCUUAAGGAAGCAGAUGUUUCUUUGGGCAAUCAAUGGAUCCAACAUUUUACAAACGGAAGCAGGCACGAAGCUGCCCAAACCCUUCCACCCCAGGAGAAACCAUCAUCAACUGCAAAGUCACAGCAAUUUCCGGUAUCUGACUCACAAUUGUGCUGUCAACAUACAAGUGGCAGUGAUACAGAGGUGAUAGAUCAGAACUUUGUUGAAGAUUCUGCGGUAGAGAAAGUGAACACACCGUGCAGCAAAAAGAGGAAGAGUAGUACAGUUUCUGAAUCAGGCAAUGGUCAGGCUGCUUCCUUUUGGCACUUCUCCAGUCACAGGAAUCGCUGAUCACCAUAUUUCUCCAAAAAAGCAAGGCCUCGUAUGGUUUCAUGUAGCAUAACCGUGACUGGCAAUAAGGGAAAACGGAUGGCUUGGUUACAAUCUUUAACCAUAUAUAAAUUAUACCUUAGAUAACGUAGCUAGUAUUAUUUAGGACUCCUUAGACAACAUGAUGUUGCUAUAGAAUCUUAUGAAAGAAUGGCCUCAAUGGGGUAUUAGAAAAUGGUGUCACAUGACUUACUAAGGUGUACAAGUUUGUGAUGUCAAUGAUGCAUACAGAAGUUGCAGAUGCUAUGAAUAUUAUCGGCAACACAAGGGUGUUGAAGUCGAUGAAUUCGUUAACCAUUGGUAUGCUUGUUUUCCAUUUU